GCACAUUUGGUCGUCUCUCCACGUGUACCGGAGAAGAUGAAUGACGAUCCUUAAAAACACGCCGGAAGAGGUAUAGUGGAAAGUGUGAAAACCGAGUCACCAUUUUUUUUUCUUUUUCCAAAAUCUGGCAGAGACUGUCUGUGCCCAUGUCCACCAUGCCUCCUCAAUUCCCUCUGGAGAUCCGCUCAGCUCUCCGCUGGGCUUCCUCCACCGUCUCUUUCCUCCGUCCCGUCACCAUCGUCGCUCCUCCUUCCUUCCGUCACCGCACGUCGCUUUUUCCACCACCGAGAUGUUGUUUCUCUUCUUCCUCUGUUAAGCUCCCCACGAAACCGCCUCUUUGCACUGCCGACGAGCUUCAUUACGUCUCUGUUCCUAACAGCGAUUGGCGUCUCGCUCUCUGGCGUUACUUGCCUCCUCCUCAGGCUCCUACGAGGAAUCAUCCGUUGUUACUCUUGUCUGGAGUAGGAACUAAUGCCAUCGGUUACGAUUUAUCUCCUGGUUGCUCUUUUGCAAGACACAUGUCUACUCAGGGAUUUGAGACAUGGAUUCUCGAGGUUCGUGGAGCAGGGUUGAGUACACGAGUAUCUGAUCUCAAAGAUGUGGAGGAGUCUGCUCACCAAUUGUCUAAUCAGAUAGAAUCUACCGCUAGAGCUGCUGCAGGUAAAGAUGAUGAUACUUGUUCUGAUGAAAAGCAGGCUAGUGAUAUCGUGGACAGUGCACCAGCGUCGGAUGUUCCAGUUGUUGCUGGUGAAGCCACCACGGCUUGGGACGAGUCACAACUUGUGUCGAGAUUGACAUCAACUUUCAUGCGUUUGUCAGAAAGGCUGUCUGGCUUUCUCAGUGAAGGUCAGUCAGUGUUCAUGUCUGCUAAGUUAAUUGACAAAAUUGCAAUGCUUGUAGAUGAUACACAGCUGUACGAGCGCUUUAAUGACAUUAGAUCGAAGCUUUUGAGUCUGAUUGAGUCAAAGCAAAACUCAGGA
This is a messenger RNA of Camelina sativa (false flax), 980 nucleotides long. NCBI's taxonomy places the organism in Eukaryota, Viridiplantae, Streptophyta, Magnoliopsida, Brassicales, Brassicaceae. The record is from RefSeq and is a predicted model, not a curated record.